Messenger RNA from Gallus gallus (chicken), 14152 nucleotides. It is a transcript of the gene MYO5A, whose product is annotated as myosin VA. Lineage: Eukaryota; Metazoa; Chordata; Aves; Galliformes; Phasianidae. The record is from RefSeq and is a predicted model, not a curated record. Gene Ontology annotation, cellular component: actin cytoskeleton; cytoplasm; vesicle. The transcript is spliced from 43 exons. The coding region runs from base 4967 to 10903 and encodes 1978 amino acids. Gene Ontology annotation, molecular function: microfilament motor activity; ATP binding; actin filament binding. Gene Ontology annotation, biological process: vesicle transport along actin filament; actin filament organization.
GCCGCAGCGCGGCCGCGCCCCGCGCCAUGGCCGCCUCCGAGCUGUACACCAAGGUAGGGCGGCGGCGGGCGGCGGGCUGGGGGCGGUGGAGAGCGGCGGGGGGCCGGGCCGGGCCGGGCCUCGCCUCAAGAUGGACCCGGCGACGCGGCCGAACCCGGGCUGAGCGCUGCGGGGGGCGGCGGCGUUCGUCUGCGGGGCCGAGCGCGGGGCCGUGCCGGCCGGGGUGCCGCCCGUCGGGGUGCGACCUGCGGGGUCAGGGCGGGGGCCGGCGGGGACCCGCGGGGCUUCGGGGCGCGCUUCGCCGCGCGGAGCGGCGUUCGGUGCAGCCUCGCCUGUGGGAUGACGCUGCGCCUUCAGACGGCGUUCGGCGGCGGCUCGGCAUCCCGCGCGCUGCUCGCUCUGUGUCUGUGGCGGCCCGGCGGCCCGUGUCCCCGCGCGUCGGCACCGCGGCUCGGCCUGAGGGCGGGCUGCAGCCGGGCUUUUGUCCGUCCGGCGCUCUGCUUCCAUCGCACCUGGUGCAGAACGGCUGGGAAAAGCGGCCGGCGGAGCAGGAGGGAGCACGGGGUUACCGGCCCCGGGCGCCAUCAAAACCCCGCGACGGCUCCUUCGGGAAGCUGCUCAAGUCCUCGUGCGGCCCUCUGAAGGCCAUCGAGGCCCGCAGCCGCCUGUGCUGCACUGCUAACCCAUCCCCAGGGAGGGAGACGCACGGCCCGCAUCACGCUGAGUGUCUUUGGGCGUCUCCAUUCCAUGUCUUGUGGACAUUUCUCUCUAUUAACUUUUUGCAAAAAGGGAAGAAAAUUCCGGUUGAAAGAGCAGCAGAGCUGCAGCGUUGUUCCCAAGCGCUCAGAGGUGCUCAGCUCUAUGAGGAGUUACUCUGAGAAGUUACUCUUGAUUUCCCUCUCUGUGAAGGUUUUUACUAUGACAGCGAGUUGAAAUCUCUCAUGAGGAGUUAAUCAGAAGCAUUUGUCUUUAAUGUCGAACGUUGACCUUGGAUUCACUGCCCUGGACAGCUGCGUGGCUCUGGGGCCGCACUGUGCAGGGCAGGGCACGGGCUGCGGGGUGGCUGCAGGAGCACAGCCUUCCUUGCUGCCUUCCCCAGGCAGAGCCAUGGCGCUGCUCUGCCAGCUUUGGAUUCUCCAUGAGCAGUGGCAACAGAGCUCAUCCCAGGUUGAGUGGCACAGAUGGUGGAUGUAAGGUCAGAGUGCGCAGAAGAGCAUGAAAGUAAAACGGGUCCAUCUUCCAGUAGCUGUCAUGCUGGAUGACCGAGGACAGCAGGAUUGCUUCUGUGCUCCCCUCUUGCACGAAGCUGUGCCUGUCCUCUUUAGAGCCAUAUGCAGGCACAGAAAGAGUGACUUUCACAUCUUUUCUAUGCUGGCAGGCACAGCCGGGACUGUCAUUCAGGACAGCUCCUUAAAGCACCAGAGCUUCCAAUACAGCACCACACCCAGCACGUGGCGUUGGUGGCAGGUGUGCCUCGGGUUGGGUGCAGGAGGGAAUGCAUUUACGGCACAUCACUGCUUCCUGUGUGCUGUGUGUAUGUCCAGGAGCAGCGCCCUGCCAACCACCCGACCUUGCCCACUAUCCACCAUCCAGUGUGUGUAUGCCAGGAGUCACUGAUAGUGGCUGGGAAAAUACAUCAGUAGUGGGGGCUGCUGUGCAAAGGGGCUGUUGGCAUCUCUUGAAGUGUUGUCUCAGGGUGUCUGUCCGCACUCAGUGACCAUAUGGCCAACCUCGCUGCUCCGCGUUGCUGAUGGUUAAUGUGGAUGUGUGAAUCCGAGUUGGAGGGCUGGCAAAGCUAAUGUUGAGUAAUGGCUUGAGCUGUGCUGUGCAUUGCCGCUCCCAGCAAUGCUAUGAGUACAGGUUCUGCUGGGAGGCGUUACCAUCAGUGCUGGGGCACUCUGUGGGCUGUAUCUGUCCCUGGCAUUCUCAGUGUGUGUUGUGCCCCCGGGCUGUGUUGUCCUCCCGCUGGAAUGCUUUCAAUGGCAGAUCAGUAGUCCUUCUGCAAGGUAGUUUUCAAAAGUUUUGGGACUUUGGGAACCGAGUGGAACUGUAACGUACUUCAUUUUCAUUCCUUUUUUUUCCCUGAUUUGAGUUGUUCCUGCUUUAUGCUGUUUUCCUGCAGCCCGCUGCUUUGCCAUCUCGAGGUAUUUCUGUGUCAGUUUUGUAUGGCCGGGUUCAGCAUAUUUAUUUAUUUACCAACUCAUUCAUUCAUUCACUUUGAUCCCUGCUGCAACCCUCCCUUUCCAGUAUCUUUCAGGCAAGCUCACCCAGUGGUGGUGAUAGCAGCAGCAGUGUCCCUUCUGAGCCUUCCAGGAAGCAGCACCCAGUCUCCUUACGGACCAUAGGCGUGGAUGAGCUGAGCUCAGCAGCUGGCCUGCAUUUCUGGUGGAGAAGUGGUUCCAUUUGAGGGUUUGUAGCAUUGAGUUGACAGAGGGAAGUGUCAGAGGGAACUGCAUGGAACAAAAAUCCACUCAUGCGGUUCCCAGCAUCGCAAGAAUGCCUUUCUUGCUUACUGUGCUGUCUGCAGGCAGCUGCUUGGCUCUGAGACCGCAGCAUUACAAUAGCUGGUCUCCCUCUUCAACGAGAUUCAUCAUUUAAUCUCUGCAGAAUUAAAGAAAGCAUUUCUGCUAUUGAAGUUGCUCACUGAGCGGGUUGAAUUGGUUGAAGUCACAGAAGCAUCCCGUAUCACAAGAUCUGGUUUUGGUGGUCUGUUCUUAAUAGGAUUAAAGAGAUAAAAGCAAGAAGUGUCAGCAAAGCCAACCAUGGGCAGUGUAGCUGCUGAGGGCAGAGUGGCACAGGGCCAGUGGCUGCAGGGUACAGUGAAACCAGAACCCAGCGUGUGCACUUGGGACUCCAUGCAACUCAGAUUUUGUGACUUGAGCUUAUGUUCCUGGAGUCAUGACACCUGUAUGUGCCCGGGAGCACACGUCCAGACACACCUCGUUGGGCUGUUUGAUUUGUGUGCUGGAUGUAUGGAGGUUUUCUCUGGCCCAGUUGUGUGCUCACCAGAGUGCAGCAGUGUUUACUACCGUAGCAGUCAGGCUUGACUGUGCAGCAUUUGUACGGUGGGACCGGGGCCAAGGAGCGGUGUGAGGACAGGCUGCUGCUGGUCAGUCAUGGUGGUGAUGAACUCAAGCAGAGCUAUCUUCUGCUCUUCUCCUGUGCAGCAGGGAAGAACCUUGUAUUUCCCCUGAGAAAUAGGUGGUUCCUGCUGCAGAAAGUACAGUCUGGCUCAGUCAACCCGCAUUUCUUGGGAGUUUCCUUCACGUCUGCAACUUUCACUAUUUCCUCUUCUGUCGGUCUUCUGCUUCAGCUAUUGCCAUAGACUGUAGUGUCGCUCACGGUGCACCACAGAUGUAUAUUUUUAUCUCAGAGGGCAAUGCUCCUAAGAAUUUUAGUGGUUUAAAUCUGUACCAAAACUUUCAAGUAAGUGGGAAUGUAUCUGAAGGCACCCAAGCUGUGCCGAACUCAAAGGCUCUUUGUACAGUACUUCUUCCUCCCACUGGCUUCACAUCUGAGCUGCAGGAUGGAGUGUGAUGGGGUUGCUAAGGGCUCGUUUACCAACGCUAGCAGGAAGGCUUCCAGGGACUUUAUGGGCAGAGCCCAGUGCCAGGGCCGAGCUUUGUGUUUGCCUUUGCUUGGGACUGCAUCAUUUCCUCCGUGUUCUCAGAAUGCCUUGGCUUCGCUUAACCCUGGUUUUGCUUAGCUCUGAUCCUCCCCAAAGCUUUAUCUUUACUGGUGUGAGUAAUCCUAUUGCUUAAUUUUAUGCUUUGAAAUCAAGCCUGUACAUCUGCAAGGCUUUGACCUUCUAUUUCCUCUUAUUGCCAAGAAGUAGUUUUGCCAUCAUUUGCCUGCCCAGAAUAAUAGGUGCGGGAAAGCAAAAGGAAACAUAUCAUGGGGAUGCUUGCCUGUCAACUUCUUGGUGUUAAGCUCUGUGUAUGCAGUGUUGCACUAAGUUAUGACCUGCCUACUUAAAGCCCAGUUUUAACAUUUAAUAGCAAGAGCGUAUUUGCAGGAGGAGCUUCCACAUUCCAGGCUUCUCACCAUCUUGGGAAGAUAAUGGAGCUGCCUAUCUCCUCUGCAUUGCCCUCUUGCUGCAGGCAGCAGUCCGACACACAGUGCUGGGCCAGGUGGGUCAUCUGAGCUCCCCAGUGCUGCACAUCUGUUUUCCUUAUUGGCAUGGAUUUGGUUUCUUUGUCCCAUUAGUGUGGGACAAUAGCAUAGUGCGGUCAGGGACAUUCUUCAAUAGUGGCGUGGAGCUACUCCAGGCUGGGGUAAAGCUUCUUAAAGUGUUAGGUGGAAAAGGAGAUAAAAAGAAGGUGAGCAGAUAUCAAUGAGAGGUCGCCGCAGUGAUGGUAGGUCUGAGGGAACAGUAUCAGGGCUGAGCUGGAGGACAAGCAGUCAAGAUCAUUCAGGUAUGGUUGCCCGUAAAGCUCUCAGGUUAAUUCACUUCAAAUAAAAUCUGCCACCAGUAAUUAACAGGAUAAUUGGCUUGCUGAGUUCACUUAGCGCAGAGGAGCCAACGGAGAUGGCUGAGAGCAGAUUCUUGCAGGCUGCUUAUGCUUUGGUGUGCUGAGAGCCUUGUUUUUAACAUGAAAUAUAAAGGCUAAAGCAACCCUGCUUUAAAGAGCUCUCAUCCUCUCUUUAUAGUAAGCAGUUAACACAGAAGGAACAUAUGACUUGUGACUUACCAUGUAAAGCUUCGUAAGAUUGCUGUGUGGUUAGAUGCAAACUGCAUGCUUCUAGCCUAGUUCUAAAUAUAGAAGAAGAGAUGCUUAUUUGAGGCAUUUGCAUCCCCAUAUGGAUUUUGUAAAUGGCUGUGAAAAAUCAUGAAGUCUUGCUGCAGUUAUUUGCAGUGCCUUUGAAUUCUCCCAUUUGAUUAUCACAAGCUGAGAGAGUUUUGCAGUUGCUCACUGAGUGAUGGGAGGGCACUCUUUGUAGAGCUGGAGAGAGAAACUAAAAUAUUAUGGGUCAGCCUAACAAUGAGGGAAUUCAUUGCCCCAGCGUGGCAUGUCACACGUUACCCUGCAGACUGCAUGGGUUAUUCAUACAUAUCUUUAAAGCAGAUGACCUCAGCUGUUUUGCUGAGGGAACCAGUGAGAUUCUCAAGUCGCCUUAUGAGUUACUGUGCAGCAGGAAAGGAGAGACAGAAAUAUUUUCCAUGGAGGUUAAGCCUGUUUUGCCUGGAAAAGAAACACCAACUGCCUUGGAAAGUGCUGAAAAUCUGUGUCACAAGAGAUGCGAGAUGGAAAUAGGUGGUCUAGAAUAUAUGUACGUUAAAUAUGCCAGGGUUUGGAUCCCUGACCCAGAGGAGGUCUGGAAGUCAGCAGAACUUCUUAAAGAUUAUAAACCUGGAGAUAAAGUUUUGCAGCUUCGACUUGAAGAGGGCAAGGACCUAGAAUAUUGCCUCGACCCCAAGACUAAGGAACUCCCCCCCUUGCGAAACCCUGACAUCCUUGUUGGUGAAAAUGACCUCACUGCGCUCAGUUAUCUCCAUGAACCUGCUGUGCUACACAACCUCAAAGUUCGAUUUAUAGACUCUAAACUCAUUUAUACCUAUUGUGGUAUCGUCUUAGUGGCCAUAAAUCCUUAUGAACAGCUGCCUAUCUAUGGCGAAGAUAUCAUCAAUGCGUACAGUGGCCAAAAUAUGGGGGAUAUGGAUCCACAUAUCUUUGCAGUGGCAGAAGAGGCAUACAAGCAGAUGGCCAGAGAUGAGCGAAAUCAGUCAAUCAUUGUAAGUGGAGAAUCUGGGGCAGGAAAGACGGUUUCUGCCAAGUAUGCCAUGAGGUACUUUGCCACGGUCAGUGGAUCUGCCAGUGAAGCCAAUGUUGAGGAGAAAGUCUUGGCUUCAAACCCCAUAAUGGAGUCCAUUGGAAAUGCCAAAACAACGAGGAAUGACAACAGCAGUCGCUUUGGGAAAUACAUUGAAAUUGGUUUUGACAAGAGGUAUCGAAUCAUUGGUGCUAACAUGAGAACUUAUCUCUUGGAGAAAUCAAGAGUGGUAUUUCAGGCAGAAGAGGAGAGAAAUUACCACAUCUUUUACCAACUCUGUGCCUCUGCAGCAUUACCUGAAUUUAAAACUCUACGAUUAGGGAAUGCAAAUUACUUUCAUUAUACAAAGCAAGGUGGAAGCCCUGUGAUUGAUGGCAUUGAUGAUGCUAAGGAAAUGGUAAACACCAGACAAGCCUGCACUUUGCUAGGGAUUAGUGAUUCCUACCAGAUGGGAAUUUUCCGAAUCCUUGCUGGCAUCCUUCACUUGGGCAACGUGGAGUUUGCAUCUCGGGAUUCUGACAGCUGCGCCAUUCCUCCCAAACAUGAUCCCCUCACCAUCUUCUGUGACCUCAUGGGCGUGGACUAUGAAGAGAUGGCUCACUGGCUUUGCCAUAGGAAGCUCGCAACUGCCACUGAAACCUACAUCAAGCCAAUUUCUAAACUUCAUGCCAUCAAUGCCAGAGAUGCACUUGCCAAACAUAUCUAUGCUAAUCUCUUUAACUGGAUUGUAGAUCAUGUGAACAAAGCCCUUCAUUCUACUGUAAAGCAACAUUCUUUCAUUGGAGUACUGGACAUUUAUGGAUUUGAGACAUUUGAAAUCAACAGCUUCGAACAGUUCUGUAUCAACUAUGCCAAUGAGAAACUGCAGCAGCAGUUCAAUAUGCAUGUGUUUAAGCUGGAACAAGAAGAAUACAUGAAAGAACAAAUACCAUGGACCUUGAUUGAUUUCUAUGACAAUCAGCCUUGCAUCAACCUCAUAGAAGCCAAAAUGGGAGUUCUGGAUCUGUUAGAUGAGGAAUGCAAGAUGCCAAAAGGCUCGGAUGACACUUGGGCCCAAAAACUGUACAAUACUCAUUUGAAUAAAUGUGCCCUCUUUGAAAAACCACGUUUAUCCAAUAAGGCUUUUAUCAUCAAACACUUUGCUGACAAGGUGGAAUAUCAGUGUGAAGGCUUUCUGGAAAAGAAUAAGGAUACAGUUUAUGAAGAGCAAAUUAAGGUCCUAAAAUCAAGUAAGAAGUUUAAGCUGCUACCAGAAUUAUUCCAGGAUGAGGAGAAGGCCAUCAGUCCCACGUCAGCCACCCCUUCGGGCCGUGUGCCGUUGUCUCGAACUCCUGUAAAACCAGCCAAGGCCAGGCCAGGUCAAACUAGCAAGGAGCAUAAGAAAACUGUGGGGCAUCAGUUUCGAAACUCUCUUCAUCUGCUGAUGGAAACCCUGAACGCCACAACUCCACACUAUGUGCGCUGUAUUAAGCCUAACGACUUCAAGUUUCCAUUCACAUUUGACGAAAAGCGAGCAGUGCAGCAGCUGAGAGCUUGUGGUGUCCUGGAGACCAUCCGAAUCAGUGCAGCUGGUUUCCCCUCCAGGUGGACGUACCAAGAGUUCUUCAGCCGUUACCGUGUUCUCAUGAAGCAGAAAGAUGUCCUUAGUGACCGAAAACAGACAUGUAAAAAUGUCCUGGAGAAGCUGAUUCUGGACAAGGAUAAGUACCAGUUUGGUAAGACAAAAAUAUUUUUCCGGGCUGGUCAAGUAGCCUAUCUUGAAAAAAUAAGGGCAGAUAAGUUGAGAGCUGCCUGUAUCCGCAUCCAAAAGACAAUCCGAGGCUGGCUGAUGAGAAAGAAGUACAUGCGUAUGAGGAGGGCUGCCAUCACCAUUCAGAGAUAUGUCAGAGGGCACCAAGCACGAUGCUAUGCCACAUUCCUGCGGAGAACACGGGCUGCCAUCAUUAUUCAGAAGUUCCAGCGUAUGUAUGUGGUCCGCAAAAGAUACCAGUGCAUGCGAGAUGCUACUAUUGCUCUUCAAGCUCUCUUAAGAGGUUACCUGGUCAGGAACAAGUACCAAAUGAUGCUUCGAGAGCACAAGUCUAUUAUUAUUCAGAAACAUGUAAGAGGCUGGCUGGCUCGAGUGCACUACCAUAGGACCUUGAAGGCAAUUGUUUACUUGCAAUGCUGUUACCGGCGCAUGAUGGCCAAGAGGGAGCUGAAGAAGCUGAAGAUAGAGGCUCGGUCUGUGGAACGCUACAAGAAGCUUCACAUUGGCUUGGAGAACAAGAUCAUGCAGCUGCAGCGGAAAAUUGAUGAACAGAACAAAGAGUACAAAUCUCUGCUGGAGAAGAUGAAUAACCUGGAGAUCACAUACAGUACAGAGACAGAGAAGCUUCGGAGUGAUGUGGAGAGGCUUCGGAUGAGUGAGGAGGAGGCUAAGAAUGCAACCAACCGUGUUCUCAGCCUUCAGGAAGAGAUUGCCAAGCUCCGGAAGGAGCUGCACCAGACUCAGACUGAGAAGAAGACAAUUGAGGAAUGGGCAGACAAAUACAAACAUGAAACUGAGCAGCUGGUGUCGGAACUGAAAGAGCAGAACACAUUACUGAAAACAGAAAAGGAGGAGCUGAACCGCCGCAUCCAUGACCAAGCAAAGGAGAUAACAGAGACAAUGGAGAAGAAGCUAGUGGAGGAAACAAAGCAGUUGGAGCUAGACCUGAACGAUGAGAGGUUACGGUAUCAGAACCUGCUGAAUGAGUUCAGCCGCUUGGAGGAGCGGUAUGAUGAUCUCAAGGAUGAAAUGAACUUAAUGGUGAGCAUCCCCAAGCCUGGACACAAAAGAACGGAUUCAACUCACAGUAGCAAUGAAUCUGAAUAUACUUUUAGCUCUGAGAUCACAGAAGCAGAAGACUUACCACUGAGGAUGGAGCAGGAGCCAAGUGAGAAAAAGGCACCAUUGGACAUGUCUCUGUUCCUCAAGCUGCAGAAACGGGUUACAGAGCUGGAGCAAGAAAAGCAAUCCCUGCAGGAUGAACUGGACAGAAAGGAAGAACAGGCUCUUCGUGCCAAAGCUAAGGAGGAGGAAAGGCCUCCAAUAAGAGGUGCAGAGUUGGAGUAUGAGUCGCUCAAGCGUCAAGAGCUUGAAUCUGAGAAUAAAAAACUGAAGAAUGAGUUGAAUGAGCUGCAGAAGGCCCUCACAGAAACACGAGCUCCAGAGGUAACUGCUCCUGGUGCUCCAGCAUACAGAGUCCUCCUGGAUCAGCUGACUUCAGUAAGCGAAGAACUGGAAGUACGCAAGGAAGAAGUGCUUAUCCUGAGGUCUCAGUUGGUUAGCCAGAAAGAGGCUAUUCAACCCAAGGAGGACAAGAACACCAUGACAGAUUCUACAAUCCUCUUGGAGGAUGUGCAGAAGAUGAAAGACAAAGGGGAAAUAGCACAGGCAUAUAUUGGACUGAAGGAAACCAACAGGCAAUCUCCCCAGGACUAUCAUAUGCUGAAUGAGGACGGAGAACUUUGGCUGGUUUAUGAAGGGUUAAAACAAGCCAACAGGCUGCUGGAGUCUCAGCUGCAGUCGCAGAAGAAGAGCCACGAGAAUGAGCUGGAGUCACUGCGAGGUGAGAUCCAAAGUCUGAAGGAAGAAAACAAUCGCCAGCAGCAGCUCUUGGCACAGAAUCUGCAGCUGCCCCCAGAGGCCCGCAUUGAAGCCAGUCUGCAGCAUGAGAUCACCCGGCUGACAAACGAGAACUUGUUUUAUGAGGAGUUGUAUGCAGAUGAUCCCAAGAAGUAUCAAUCGUACCGGAUUUCCCUUUACAAACGGAUGAUUGAUUUAAUGGAACAACUUGAAAAGCAAGACAAAACUGUUCGCAAAUUAAAGAAGCAAUUGAAGGUAUUUGCUAAGAAGAUUGGUGAACUUGAAGUGGGUCAGAUGGAGAACAUAUCACCUGGACAAAUCAUUGAUGAACCUAUUCGUCCAGUUAACAUUCCACGGAAGGAAAAGGACUUCCAGGGGAUGUUGGAGUAUAAGAAAGAGGAUGAACAAAAGCUAGUCAAGAAUCUUAUAUUAGAGCUGAAACCACGCGGGGUAGCAGUCAACCUGAUUCCAGGACUACCAGCAUAUAUUUUGUUCAUGUGUGUACGCCACGCAGAUUACCUUAACGAUGACCAGAAAGUGCGUUCAUUGUUGACCUCCACUAUCAAUGGCAUCAAAAAAGUGCUGAAGAAAAGAGGUGAUGACUUCGAAACGGUGUCUUUCUGGCUGUCCAACACCUGCCGGUUUUUGCACUGUUUGAAGCAGUACAGCGGAGAAGAGGGGUUUAUGAAGCAUAAUACACCUCGUCAGAAUGAGCACUGCCUCACUAAUUUUGACUUAGCUGAAUACAGACAAGUCCUGAGUGACUUGGCUAUUCAGAUCUACCAGCAGCUGGUCCGCGUGUUGGAGAACAUUCUGCAACCCAUGAUUGUUUCUGGAAUGCUGGAGCACGAGACUAUCCAGGGUGUCUCAGGGGUGAAACCAACAGGGCUGCGGAAGAGAACAUCCAGCAUUGCUGAUGAAGGAACCUACACUUUGGACUCCAUUAUUCGACAGCUGAACUCUUUCCAUUCCGUGAUGUGUCAGCAUGGAAUGGAUCCAGAGCUGAUCAAACAGGUUGUCAAGCAGAUGUUCUACAUCAUUGGGGCUGUAACACUUAAUAAUCUUCUCCUGCGCAAGGACAUGUGUUCAUGGAGCAAAGGAAUGCAGAUAAGGUACAAUGUGAGUCAACUUGAAGAAUGGCUACGUGAUAAAAAUCUAAUGAACAGUGGGGCCAAAGAAACACUGGAGCCCCUCAUACAGGCUGCACAGUUGUUGCAAGUGAAAAAGAAAACAGAUGAAGAUGCAGAAGCCAUUUGUUCAAUGUGCAAUGCACUGACUACUGCCCAGAUUGUGAAAGUACUGAAUUUGUAUACUCCAGUUAAUGAAUUUGAAGAGAGAGUCUUGGUAUCGUUUAUACGUACAAUACAGCUGCGUCUGCGAGACAGGAAGGACUCUCCUCAACUGCUCAUGGAUGCUAAACACAUCUUUCCUGUUACUUUUCCAUUUAAUCCAUCCUCCCUGGCAUUAGAAACCAUCCAGAUCCCAGCCAGUUUGGGGCUGGGUUUCAUAUCACGUGUCUGAUCCUAAGGCUGUUCUGUCAGUGCUAGAUGGAGAAUUGUUUGCCUGAUAUCAUUACCCAUUAAAACAUAGUGAGCCACUGAAAACACAUUUUUGAACAAACAGUCUCCGUAUGCUCAGAUUUGUUGUAAAAGUAGCUGGGAAACUACACAACAGCACCACAGAUUGAAGGCUGAUAGAAAGAUGUGCAUUUGUGUUCAGUCAUUGCACUUACGAGGACAUUACUGAUUCAUACGUUUCCAGAGAUGGAAAUUGGGUUUGGACAAAAAUUGUGUCUUCAGCUGUUUAGAGACGUUUUUAGAUCUUUAGUAACAUAUUUAAAUAGUGUAAAUUAAACUCCAUGUAUAACCUUCUCAUGGGCAGGGACCAAUGGGGACAGUCCCAGUCCCCACAUGGAAGACGUAAAAGUAAGGCAUUUUGUAGUAGAAUAUGCAGUUACUUGGGAGCCUGUUACUUUUAAUUUGUAAAAACUGGAAUGGAGAAGCAAAAACUUGCAAUAUAUAACAUGAUUUCUUAAACCACUUCCUUACUUAUGUCGGUUUGACAUAAAUUCUAGUGAUAAGUCUUAUAGCUUACUGUAUGCUAUAACAUAGGUGUUCAUUUGUUAGUAAUGUGGUUUACCAAGCAUAUUAAAUUGCUGCUGCAUAUUGUGUUCUUUUAAAUGUAUGACAGUAUCAUGCUAGGCACUAAAAAUAAGAUGCUUCAUUUUUGGUUGUCAACCUUAUUUACAGUCCAGUGCAGUCUGUUAUUCUAACUGGAUUUUUGCAGAUGUUAUCCAAUAUCACCUGUAAAGGAAAAUGGUAACUAAGCACAAGUAGCACACUGGAAAUUAUGUGUUUAGGGUUAUUUUGUUUUGUUUUGCCUUUUUUUUUUUAAGUAGUUAUCUAAAAAUACAGAAUCUCGAAGCAGAUGAUCAGAAAUGAGUCACAAUUUUUGUAUUUAUUUAGAUUUUGUAGCAUGUCCGAUGUUUUUCUUUGUUUGUAGACCCCAGGGAUGACAGUGUGUAUUUUCAGUAUAACAGAUUUUGUUGCCACAUCUAAAAAAAAAAAAAAGAAAUCUUAAGAAUAUGUAUAUAUGUUUUCCUUCAUAUUUGUAUUUGAGAGGAAAAGCUAACAGAAAACUUCAGCAGUAGUGCAGGGCUCAUUCCUUGAAAGGUUGGCCAACACAAACGCAAAGUAAGUUCUGAGUGUGAUGCUGUCAUUGACUGCCAUUGGUGCUGACUUAAUGGUUGGAGAUCUGGAGUGCGUAAUGACAAAUGGAGUUACUUUGGCUAUUGCACAUCCAGUUGGGAGGGUUUUCUGUCUCACACUCCUUGGAUGUGUUAAAGAAUUCACAUUCCACAGUGUGCAACACGUGGGCAGAGGCCCUCCGUAAGGUUCCAAUCCCAAACUCUACAAUGUGUCCUUUGUGGUGGAUGGCUCAAAUACACACGUGGGGGAAAAAAAGACACUCACAUUACUCAGUUGCAUUGUGCAAUAUUUUUUAUGUAUUAUAAAAAUUAGCAACUUAGCAUUAAAAAUAUUGAGAAGUAAUGUAGAGGUACACUACUGGUCUAUUUGGUACUUAGUGUUUGCCUGCAAACUCACAGAGAAAAGAUUGCUUCCAAGCAGACAGAAACGUUUCAGCUGUGUUUGAUUUCAGAGGCAGACCUGCUGUUGAUAAGGUUGCUAAAAUGGGGAAUAAAGGCAGCCUGAGCUUUGGCAGUAUCAUCUUAAGAUGCUCGCGUUGUCUUAUUUUCAGAUGCGUAAAACCCAUGCUGUGUUUGAUGGACCAUGCCGACGUUUGCAAGAACUGAGUAUUUCACUGCACAGAUACUUGGAAUGAUCCUUGCUGAUGGUUUUGGCUGUCUUUCUGUGCAUGGUACACCAAACACUUCUUUUUCUUUUAAUAUUACUUGAUUUCUGAACUACGGCUGCUGCUGAGCGGCUCCAAAUAAGAUCUAAUGUACGAAUGGUGGGGUAUCGUGGCUUUCAGACUUUUAGGGUACUGUACUUAGGAGAAUGUAAUGGGAAGGCCUUCACAUACAGGGGUAGGGAGGACAAUACAUCAGAACGUGCUGACCUACACAAUUUUCUCCUCAUUGGAAAGCAUAGAAGUUGGCGUUACGGUAUGCUCAUACUGUCUAUCAGGAAACGUAUCCACUACGUAAGCAUUGGUGUGUUAAAAUGUAUGCCUAACUGUAUUUUUGUUGAUUUCUAAAGUUUGUUUACCUGUAAAAAGCCUUAUCGUAUCUGGUUCCUUAAGAAAGUAGUGGUUAGUAAUUUAUAGAUGUUAUCCUUGAACUCAGUGGUUUGACUGGUAUUACUUUGAUAUCACAUUAAAAGUUUAUGCUGCUCGACAUGUUUGGAAGGAAACUGCUUUGGGGUUGAAAUGGAUGUGUAAUUGGUAAAUCAUCUAAUAUUUUACCUGGCAGUAUUUUACAUGCACUUUUCAGAAGUAAAAUUUUAGUGUCAGUGUAUAAUAUAACUUUCACCUUAGGACUAAUAUCUCUUUAAGCAUUGAAUAGGAUGCAGAGUUAUUUGGACAGCUAUUUUUUUUUCCUUUGAAUCAUGGUUAUGUUCUUUUCAUGUGGACAUAUCUUUUAUAUUUUAAUUUAUUAUCUAUUGCUGUAAUCGAUUCUAUUGGAUGCUGGAAAAAACAAUUCUCAAAGAGCCCUUAGGAUGAGAUACAGUUAUUGUAGAGAUUUUGCACAAUUACCUCAUUCUGUUUGGUGUACCUUCCUUCCAGUGAUGGUUUUAUUCCGAUGCUUAGCAGAGUCUUCUAUCCAAAUUGUGGAAAUCGUUUCUCAGACUUCAAUCUGGGAUGGAACACGAAAGUGCUUAAGUCCAUUAAAUGUGAAUAAUCUCUUCUACUUAUCAGGAGGAGAACAAAACGGGCUCAAUCUCAGCGUUGAACGGUGGGUUGUUGAGCAGUAACAUCUGUUCCUAACUCGGAAACACCAGCAUUUGCAAUGGGAAGAUGUCUGUGAUUUAAACUGAAUGCAUUUCAAAUACUGUACAAGUACUAGGAGUAAACGUGAUGGGGUUUUUUAAGAUGCCCGGACUUCACCUGGUAAAUCAAAGCCUUGAAACAUAGAUUUUCACUCAAUGCCACUACAGUACGUAGAUGAAACCAAAACCUUGUCAGAAUGACCUGAGCUCUGAUCUGUCGUAGUGUCCGAUGUUGUACUUAGUAAAUGUAUGCAUCAUAAAAGCUGUAGUCUAAUAGCUAUCACUGGAAAACGUCCAAAUAAAAAUACAGCUGUAAGAUUUA